AUGAUGCGCGCGCCGGUCCUCUUGCUAGGCUUGAUCGGGCGGCCCCUGCGGCCGUGCGAGGGCAUGUUCUUGCGCGCGGGGCCUUCCAGCGACUGCCUGGACGCCGUGCCUGGGGACACCUGCCACAAGUUUGUGAUGUGGGCCCUCGACGAGGGCAUCGCGAAACACCCGGAUUGGUUCCCGUCGUUCAAGCUCUCGGAUUCGGACGCGCAGAACAUUAAGCAGGUCCAGGAGAUUCUGCACAGUCACGGCAAGGGCAGUUGUGGCAGGCCGUGCUCCACCGCGACGUCGCCUCCCCGCGCAGGCUUUCUGCAGCCUGCCGCCGACGAGAUCCGGGAGGCGGCCGACGCCGAGGCACAGGGGGCUCCGCCUGAGUCCCCCGCUGCCGCUGUUGAGGAGACGAAGCCACAGGUGGCACCAGCCACGCGCACCGCAGAGGCGGAGCCCGCUGAGGCCGCUGACGCCCCAGCCCCAGCGGUCCAGGAGGCCGCGCCAGCCGCGCUCGCAACUGAGGAGGCAGAACUGGAGGCUGCCCUGGCACCGUUCUCUGAAGAUGCAAUGCCGGCUGACGCUGCUGCGUCAGCAGCCCCGGAGAAUCUUGCCCGAUCCACUCUGAUCGGCGAUCUGCAGGCAGAGGUCAAGGCACUGCAGGCCAUGCAGGAUUCCCCGUCGUUGCAGAUGGUGCGAGCGGAAAAGCGCCAGCUGAUCCAUAACCUGUAUACAGCUGACAAGUUGGAGGCAGAGCUCAAGGCGCGGCACCGCCAGAACCAGCAGACGCUCAACAAAUUGGAGGCUGAACUCAAGAUUCUGGAUGCCAUGGACACCACCCCAGCCGCGGAGAUCCUGCGCGCAGAAAAGCGCAAGCAGAUCGAGAAACAGCAGACAGCCGACCAGUCGGAUUCGGAGCAGACGGCGCGGGAGCUCCAGCGCCUGCAGGAUCCCGCGGCAGCCCGCGAGGAGGCGGCACCGGCCGCGCCCGCAGAGGAGGCGAGGCCCGCUCUCGCUCGGGAGCGCCAGCGGGAGGCCGAUGAGCGGCCGCCCCGGUCCGAUGAGAUCGAAAAGUUGGAGUCGGAGCUCAAGGCGAUGGACCAUAUUCACAUUUCCCCAGCGUUGGAGGCGCUGCGCGAGGAAAAACACCAGCUUAUCGAAAACUUGCAGGCAGCUGAUAAGAUGGAGGCCGAGCUCAAGGCGCGGCAGCUCCAGGCCUUGCAGAAAGCCAGCAAGCUGGAGGCAGAUCUCAAGGCGCUUGAGGCCAUGGACGACACCCCAGCCCUUGAGACUCUGAUCGCGGAAAAGCGCACGCUGCUGAACGAUAUUCAGGCAGCUGGCAAGUUGGACGCGGAGCACACGACGCAGGAGCUCCAGCGCCUUCAGGAUCCAGCGACGGCCGCGAAGGGCUCCGCAGCCGCCGCGCCUGCGGCCACCUCCGAAGCUGCGCCCGCGGCGGCAGGCACCAGGCCGUGGUGGCGAGAGGUGAAGGCGGUGGCGCAGAGGCGCUGGCGCGAGGUGAAGGCCGGGGCCAAGGCGGAUGCCGGGGCUCUGGGAGCCGCAGGGGCGGCCGCGCCAGCGCCCGCACCAGAGGCCCACCGCUCGGCCGCUGCCGAGGCCCGGGCAGCGCCACCCGAGGCUCCGGCGGCCGCCGCGGAGGCAGUGGGGCCAGAGGCCGCAGCGGCAGCGCCCGCCGGAGCGGCGGCGCCCGGCAGGGGCGGCUGCUCGGAGCCCAUGCCCGGAGGCCGCUGCCACGAGUUCGUGACGUGGGCCCUCGGCAGCGGCCUCCGGCAGCACCCGGACUGGUUCCCGUCGUUCCGGCGCGGGGCCUCGGAGGAGCAGAGCUUCAAGCAGAUGCAGGAGUUCUUGUACAGCAGGGGCAAGGCCGGGUGCGGCAGGCCCUGCUGA
Molecule: messenger RNA, 1896 nt
Organism: Prorocentrum cordatum
Lineage: Eukaryota; Dinophyceae; Prorocentrales; Prorocentraceae
Source: the annotation of a GenBank genome assembly